Molecule: messenger RNA, 513 nt
Organism: Paramecium primaurelia
Lineage: Eukaryota; Ciliophora; Oligohymenophorea; Peniculida; Parameciidae
Source: the annotation of a GenBank genome assembly
AUGGAGUAGAUAGAAAGUGUAGAGGGAAAGUUAUUUUAUAAAAUAUACAUGUUAUGUAAAGGCAAUCAGAUAAAUGAGUUUUAGAAAGGAAAAUUAAAAGGUAAUUGAAAAAACAGAUCAUCAUAUAGAUUUGGUAAUUUAGAGAGACGAAAGAAUUGGAAUGGCUAUGACUCAAUAUCUAGAAGACAGGGAUGAGUUUCGGUUACUUGAGAACUUUCAUAAUUGCUCUUGUGAAGAGUAUUCUCCAAAAAGUUAUAAUAAUUUAUCUGACGACGUUUCAAAUGGAAGUUCCAGUAAAUAUAAAGGAAAAAGACCUGCAAAAAUGCAAUUACCUCUAAAGACUUUUAUGAUAAAUUUAAGGAAGUAUAAUGCAUCAUUUCCUAAAUUAGAAAUACAGAUAUAACUACUAGUUCUAAAGGAUUUUAUACUAGUACAGCUAGGUCUGGAGGUAAUAGGAACUAUGCAAAUUUUAAUGAGCGAUUCUAAUAAUCAAAUUGGAGUGAAUGCGAAUGA